ACGUUUACGUAAAGCUGGCGCUCCGGUUUCCCUGGCGGAGAAGAUGGCGGCUCCUGGACCGGGGGAGUAUUUUAGUGUUGGGAGCCUUGUCUCUUGCCUCACCUGUUUGGGCCAACGUUUGCAAGGAGAGGUCGUGGCCUUCGAUUACCAGACCAAGAUGUUAACUCUGAAAUGUGCUUCCUCAAGCGGUAAGCCCAACCUCAGUGAUGUUGUCCUGAUUAACUUAGCCUACGUUUCAGAGGUGGAUAUUAUUAAUGACCGCAGUGAGACUCCACCUCCUCUAUCAUCUUUGAAUGUUAGCAAGCUCGCCAGUCGGGCAAGGACGGAAAAGGAAGACAAGUUGUCCCAAGCCUAUGCAAUCAGCGCUGGGGUUUCAGUUGAGGGCCAGCAACUAUUCCAGACUAUACAUAAAACCAUCAAGGACUGCAAAUGGCAGGAGAAGAACAUUAUUGUGAUGGAUGAUGUCAUAAUCUCACCACCGUAUCAGGUGGAGAACUGCAAAGGAAAAGAGGGAAGCGCUUUAAGUCAUAUACGCAAAAUUGUUGAGAAACAUUUUAGAGAUGUGGAAACUCAGAAGUCGAUGCAGCGUUCACAAGCACAGCAAACACAGAAGGACUCGUCGUUAUCCUCCUGAGAUGGAGAGUGGGUGGGCGUGGAUCAGCCACAGAGGGCACGGUGGGCAUCAGGGCCCCGAGAGCUGAGCGAGAAUAUCGCUCCCCUCUACCCCCUCCCCAUUUCAAUGUCUCAGUCAGAGGGCAAGGGCACCAAGGGGUCUGGAAGAUCAAAUGAAAAACAAAAGAAAAAAACUUUAAAAAUGAAAAAAGAAAGAAAUCAGAAAAAGUGAGGUUUGAAAGAGUUAAUUCUAAAUUAGACUUUAUAAAGAUAAUUUAAAAUACCGACUAUUAAGGAACCCAUAGUUUCCCUGACUAACUUUCAGUAUCUUACCCUCUCUUUCCUUCUGUGCCCUCUUCUUACUCUUUCCUUAUUGUUUCUUUUCUUCUCUCCCUUCAUUUUUGUCCCUCCUUCGCUUUCAAUUCCAUUUUGUCAAAAAGGAAAACCUAAACAGUCAGAAAGGCUUGUUAGUGCUUUUUUUUAUCCAUAAUUUUGUUUUUUUGCCAUCUUCAUGUUCUACAUUGUCUGUAUUUUCUGUAUUUUAAACAAAAAUGUGACUUGAAAUGCCACACUUUAAAAAAGGACAUUUUCUAAAAUAAAAGUAACAAAAAUUC
Electrophorus electricus (electric eel) is the source of this 1226-nucleotide messenger RNA. It is a transcript of the gene lsm12b, whose product is annotated as LSM12 homolog b. NCBI's taxonomy places the organism in Eukaryota, Metazoa, Chordata, Actinopteri, Gymnotiformes, Gymnotidae. Gene Ontology annotation, molecular function: RNA binding. The record is from RefSeq and is a predicted model, not a curated record.